UUGGUGGGUAGGGAGGGGCAUUAGCAGCUUUCUGGACACACCGAGACAGACAGAAUGGACUUCCUCCGGCAACACCUCCCUGGGCUGCACCAAGCCUUAAGGGGGGCACUGGACUCUCUCAGCACCUUUGUCUCCUACCUCAUGGGAGAUGCGGUCCCCACUGUAGAGAGGGAGGUGCAGGCUGCUGAGGAACUGGGGGAGGUGGCUGCAGGAAAGUCAGAGAAGAAUGAAGCCCAGGAGGCCCUGCAAAGCCUUAGAGAUGGCCAAAGCGAGGGGGUUGGAGCACUGCGAGGGCCUGGAGAGGCUGGAGGAUGCCAGGAGCAGAGCUCAGCUGCAGAAUGGGUCUGGGGGUGGGGAGAAGGUAGCUCUUGCAGGUCCCAAGCAGGUAGGCAGGACUCUGGGGCCUGGGGGUCAGUCACAGCAGCCAGGGGCCCAGAGCCAACUGCUCUCUUAAAGGCUGAGGAGACAUCUGAGGCAGGGUCUGGAACUCACAGAGACAGGGUCAGUCAAACCAAGGAGAGACCAGAGUCUGAAGAGCAGGAAGUGAACAAAGCGGACACACUGACAACGUGGGAACAGGAGGAGGAGGAGGAAGAGGAGGGAGAGGUCAGAGCAAGAGCGCCAGGGAUGGCCAGAAGGGUGGAGUCCGACCAGCCCUGGCAUGGGGAGCCCAAGGGGAAGGCUGGUGCCAAGAGGGAGAAGGUAGCCAGGGACAGGGUGGAGUCACGGCCAGUGGUCAGGGAGGCAGUUGCAGAAACUGAAGCAUCUGGGGCCACAGAGCCUCAGAGGGAAGAAGGGGAGGUGGCAGGAGUGAGGGCUGGCCAAAGCACGAGGGUCCAAGGGACACAGGGCCCAGGGGCACAGUCUGAGGAUUGGACAACCUCAACCAGGGCGGAGGCUCACCUUCCAGGAGUCAGGGAGACUGCAGAUGGGCUAGUCCCAGGAGACAGAUGCCCAGAAGCUUCUAGUAGUAUCAGGAUCCUAGAGGAGGCCUCCAACAGAGACCAGGAAGAGGAGCCAGAGAAGAGAGUGGAUAAAGUGAAAGUUUUCCCCAAACAGCCCUGGGCCCUGGUUAGUGAAGCAACAGAAGAGGCAGCUGAGGGCCAGAAGACAAGGAGGGAGGCUGCAGGAGCCCAGGAGCCAGAGGAGGAAGCAGGACAACGCUUUGAGGGCAAGACAGAUCUGUACAGGAGCGAGGCCCAGGGCAGGCAAAACUCGGAGGUCAGGGCUGAUGGUGCCAGUCUGUUGGAGGAGGUCCCGGGAGGACAGCCCUGGGAGGAAAAAGGGAGUUGCCGGGCCCCAGAGUCUGAGCUGGCCCCACACAAGGAGGCUGAAGGUGAGGCAAACUCCGAAGCAGCCCUGGAGGCCAGGCCUGAGGAGGAGUUCAUGUGGGAGAGAGGCCAGGAGGACCAGACAAGCCAAGGAGCCCUGGGGGUGGAGUGGGGUGCCCUCAGACACAGGGUCACUGGAGACCAGGGGCCCGAGUCGGUUGGAGAUGCCCAGACACCAGCAGAGCCCCCUAAAGAAGUGCAGGAGGUGCAGGUGGCACACAGACAAGGCCCAGCCCUGAGCAAAGAGGAGACAGAAAGUGAGAAGGAGCAGCCCAGACAUGUGGGGUCUCUGCCUCCUGAGCUCUUUGAGGCAGAAGACUGGGAACUCUGGUGGGGCAGGGACAUGGAGAGCAAAAUCACCCAGGAGGAAACCGCACAUGCUGAAGAGGGAGACAAGGAGGCUGCAGGAGGCCAGGCCCUGGAGGCUGAGGCCAAGGGAGGCUGGGAGUCUGAGCUGCCAGAGAUCCCAGAGUGGGGAAGGGAGAAGAGAGAGACCUCUUCAGAGGAGAACCAGGAGUUGCAGGGAUACCAAGGUGCAGAGGCAGGGACAGGCCAGGCACUGGGAGAGCCAGAGGCCAGAGAAACCAGGGACCGCAUGGUGGACGUCACUGAGCCAGGGGAGGCCGCCAGAAUUCCCAGGGAAGGCUGGAGCCUGCGGGAGGUGGCUCUGAGCCUCCAGAACACCGAGGACACUCAGACCAGUCCUCUGCCUGCUGAGAUGGAGGGGAGACAGGCAGGGGGAGCGCCUAGGCAUGGCAGGGCCUUUGAGGAGGGAGAGGAGACUGGGGUAGGAGUGGGGCAGCCAGAGGCUAUGCUGUUGGAAGAGACAGGCAAGUGGCAUGUGAGUGAUCAGAGGGGACACGGUGAGAGGCAGUGCCACCCUGAGGGAGAGGUGCAAAGGCCGCUAGGUGUGGACGGUGCCAAGGUGACUGAAGGCCAGAGGACGGAGGCCGAGAGGGCUGCACCAGAAGACCUGGAGGCUGUCCAGGGCCAGGAGGGGCAACCAGUGCACCAGCCCCCUGUGGAGACUGCAGAGGCCAUGGGGACUGACGGAGGGGACACUCACAGCAGCUGGAGUGAGGUCCUGCUCCCUGGGUCCCGCCUGGACGUCUCUGUCUCACGUAGCCGUGCGCUCCUGACCCGGAACUCCUCAAAGCGUCGUUCCCGGCCCUCUUUCUGGAGGACAUCUGCCUCUGAGCAGCAGGACCCUCCCAGCCCCCAGCCUGAGGAGGAGCUGUCCACCCCCGAGCAGAGCCCUCUUCAGCUAGAGGAUGCCCCUGAGCCAAGUCCCUCGCAGUCUGGAGGGACCCCAGAGCAGGCCGGGAGAAAGCUGCUGGGACAUGGGUUUGGCCUUGCACACCCUGGCAUGAUGCAGGAGUUGCAAGCCCGGCUGAGCCAGAGGAAGCCCCAGUGACUAAGAGCUGCUGCCUCUCCGGAGUCUGCCCCAUGUUGGGUUGGAGGCCCUGGGGCCCUGCCUGACCUAGCUGUCUGCCACCUGCAUCCUUCACACCAUCUGGGCCUCACUUCCUGGGGUCUUGUCUGUAGAGUGGACAGGACCAGACAUCCAUGAAGGCCUUGGACUCCAGAAAUCUGAUUCUCCAGUGCAGGCCGGUGGGCCGUAAGCCACUGGGACCUCUUCUCGAAGGCCCCUCCCUGGUCACCUCCUCAACCUAUCCCAGCUCCUCAGGAGACAGCACAGAAGCUUGAGGGAACAGAGUCUGUUCUGGAGUCUUUUCUCUCCUAGCCCCACCCCAGGCCUGAGUCCCCCGGAGAGCUGUGUGGGGUGACUUAGCUGUGGGUGGAAGGGAAGGCUCACAGGCCUUGGGCGCCGCAUGGAAUCAGGGGUCGAUGUGAAGGCCAGCUGCCUUGGGUUUCCAAAAUGAUAGCUCAGCCCGGAAUUCUGCUGGUUACUAUGGAAACUGUGCUGGCCAGUCGGGGAAGGUGGACUGGAAGCCUGGAGUAUGUAGGAGCAGUGAGCCACUCCAGGUGGCCAGAGGCCACCAACACCACUGUAGCCACCCUGCUUCUUGGAUGUCAGGCACCCCUUCUGUGACAAGAUGCUGAACAGAUAGGGUGAGAUGGCUUUAUUAGGCACCCAGCAUGGUGGCCCAGCCUGAGGAUGAAACAAUAAAUAAAUCAUCUCCUAAAUAAUAAAUAUCCAAGA
Molecule: messenger RNA, 3495 nt
Organism: Fukomys damarensis (Damara mole-rat)
Lineage: Eukaryota; Metazoa; Chordata; Mammalia; Rodentia; Bathyergidae
Gene: Apobr
Product: apolipoprotein B receptor
Exons: 4
Coding region: 55-2745 (896 amino acids)
Biological process (GO): triglyceride metabolic process; lipid transport
Cellular component (GO): membrane
Molecular function (GO): very-low-density lipoprotein particle receptor activity
Source: RefSeq, a predicted model, not a curated record